This is a messenger RNA of Paramecium primaurelia, 2828 nucleotides long. The record is from the annotation of a GenBank genome assembly. Lineage: Eukaryota; Ciliophora; Oligohymenophorea; Peniculida; Parameciidae.
AUGAACACUUAGGAAUAACAUAACCAUAUAAAUAAUCAAAAUGAAAUAGCAAAUGAUUCAAAACAAGCUACAAACAAGAAGACUCUUAAACAGUAGAAACUAGAUGAUAAGUAAGAACUCAAAAAGCCCAUUAAUGGAAAACUAUAGUUUGGUGAUAAGUCUAUAUGUCGACUAUGCAAAGUUUCCACAAUGUCUACACUUACUAUUAUUUGCAUUCGAUGUCAUUUCAAAUACCAUUAAGAAUGUAUACGCACAUAAAACUAAGAACCAUAAAUUUAGGAUGGUAAAAAAUGGCAUUGUUUGUCUUGCCUAGAUAGAAUAGAGAAAAUAAAAUUUAAGGAAUCAACACUUUAAAAAAAGAAACAGUACAAUUAAAUACAAGAUUUCUUUUAAAAAACAGUUCAACCAUAAGAAGACAGAAUCAAAAAGCUUAAUGAAUUUUAGAUGCUUUAUCCUACUUAUAUAUAAUAAGGUAGAGUAUCCUUUCCUAUAUUGGAUGAAUAUUUGACAGCAUACUAAGGAUUAUUCAAUAUUGAACCCAAAAAGAAGCCCGCUCUUCGAAUAGAUCCAGUAAUUCCUUAAGAAAUAUUUGAAGAUAUACUAAAAAUUUGGGAUACUUACAAUAAUAUGAACAAAAUUAUAAGUGAUAUUCUUCAAGAACAAUAAAUAGAAGGUAUAUUUUAAUAAAUAUUGAUUAUAGCUUAAUAAUAAUCAAACAACAUUGGAACUUUGAUUCACUUUCAAGAUAAUCUUAUAUUAUAUAAUCAAAAAUCGAGAGUAGAAAUCUAUUAAACUUUGUAGCAUAAUCCCCAAGAACUAAUCUUAUUUUUUUGCUAUUUCUAUUUAAAAUAAAUUAUUGAAGAUUUGGAUAUAGAAUAAAUGUAAAAAUAAUAAUAUGUAUUAUAUAUAUUUUAUAUAGAAAAUACCUUAUUGGCAACUUAUGGGAUACAUGUGGUAUACAAAUAGAUAGAAAUAUUAUUAAUUGAUAAGAGAUGAUGUAAAAUAAUUACCAAAAAAUAUAUCUAAAUAAGGUAUUUUAUAAAUCCCUGAUGAUUUAAUUGAUUAUGUUGAUUAUUCAAAUAUUAGUAAAUUGACAAAACUUGUAAUUACUUUGGCUGAUGGAGUAGAAUCUUUAAAGAGAACUUAGUUUCUCUACUAAUAAAGAAUUGAAAAUAUACUCUCAAAUAAUAAAAUAAAAACUUAGUUGGGAAUGUAAAUCAAAGAAUAAAGAAGUAAAUAAGUAGAAAUAAAUAAUGAAAUUACUGAAUCUGAUAGUCAUUUUUAAAUGGCAAAAGUAAAAUUUAUUUUUAAUUUAAUUUAGUCAAAAUUAUUGGAAGAAGGAUUAAGUCGUACAGAAACUUAAUAAUUUAGUCAAUAAAUGGAAAGUGCCUAAAAGCAAACCUAAAAAUUAAAAUAAUAAUUUUAAAAAUUAGAAAAAGAAAUUAAGAAUUUAACAUAAAGAUUCAAAUAAUAAGAAAAGGUAUUAUAAUAUUAAUAAAUAUAAGGAAUUGGCUAUCAUAUAAAUUACAUCUUUAGUAUUAAAUCCUUCUGUUUUCUUAGGAUAUGAUAAUAAGAAUAGUUAAUAUUAUUUCUUCCUUUGGGAAACAGAUAAAAUCUUUGUCUGUUAGAAGCAUUCAAUAAUUGAUGAUGAAAUUUCUUAAUGGGGUUAUUAUGAUCUUAUAGAUGUUAAUGUAUUAAUGGAAAUACUUUGUUAAAAGGGAGUUAGAGAAAAUUAAUUAAGAAAUAAUAUAUUAGAAUUAUAAAGAUAAAAAUUGUUAAUAGUAAAUUAAGAAGAGGAAUAGAAAGAAUUAAAAGUGAAUGACUAAAAUAAUGAUAUAGAUAUUGAAUAAAAUCAAAUUAGUAGUACAAAAGAUUAAAAAAUAAAUAGUUUAGAGAAUUUAGAUAUUGAUAUGUUAUUAUAGGAAUUUAUAAAUAUUGAAAAUAUGUUGAAUGAUUAUUUAAAUCAAAGAAAUUCAAGAUGGUGUAGUAGUGAAAUUAGAAAUGCAUUUUUAAUUAGUUUCUAAAAUGUAAUUUAAAAAAAAUUGGAUAAGAAUUAUGAUGAAUAGGAUCUUGCUCCUUUUUGUAAAGCAAUCGAAUUUUUUGUUGAUAAUACUAUGAUAUAAGAAAAAUUAGUAUUAAGACCUGAAGAAGAAAUUUAUGGAAAUGAGAAACUAUAAUAAUAAAAUGAUGAAGAAGAAUCUUAUUAGUAAUAGUUUAGAAAAAGGAAAGUUAUUGAUGAUGAUUCUUCUUCUGAAUAGCAAUUAUAAACAGCAGUUUAAUAAUUAGAAUAAUUAGAUAUAGGUAAAGUGAGAGUUAGAAAAUUGCCAAUGAAAUUAUUCGGCACAUGUUAUGAAACUUUGAGAUUGAAUUUAAUAGAAUAAUUAAAAUAAGAUUGUAAUCUAGUCAAAUUGAAGAUAUGUUUAGAAGUUCUUGGUUAAAUAGUUUAAGAUUACAUAAAUAGAAAAAUUACACAAUAAAUAGUACCUGAAAAAAAAAAAGUAGAAGAAGUGAAUAUCAAUAAAUAAACCCAAAUAGAAUAUGUUUAAGAAUCAGAAAUUAAAUUUGAAAGUUCAAGAUAAAGUUAAAAAUAAAGAAUAAAGUCUAAAUCAUAGUCAAAUCAUAUUGAGAAUAAAUGGGAAGAUAAAUGUAAGUCAUGUGGAAAAGGAGGUAAACUUAUUUGUUGUGAUACUUGUCCUAAAGUAUUUCACACUAAGUGUUUAGGACUUAAAGAAGUACCAAAAGGAAAGUGGAAUUGUUUAGUUUGUUUAAAUAAUUUUGAGAGAUAAGUCAAAACUAGAGCAAUUAUUAAGAAAUUAGAAAAUUAAUGA